GAGCACUUAACUAAAUUGUCAUUUGUCAUCCUCCAAUGUCAAGCGAAGACCGAGGCAAAUGUAAGUCUUUGCGAGGUUUUUUGCCAUAAAACUCGCUUGAGGCUUGAGAGCCUGCCUCAUUUUUUCUCAUAUCAGGAAGUACCAAAACCACUUCCUACCAAAACCAAAACAAAAGCUAAUAGAAAAUGUUGUCACGAAAAAGACUGUCCGAUCCGAAAGCACUUUUGACUGCAGCAGCCUCUUUCGCUGCCACGGCCAUGCUUAUUCGAAGCGUUGCCAAUGAUUUCAUUCCUAUUGAACUUCGAAGCUAUUUCUUCUCCAGGAUCGGUAAACUUUGCUGUAAGUUCUCUUCGACAUUGAUCGUUGUCAUAGAUGAGUUUCAAGGGCAUUCCACAAACAAGGUCUUUGAGGCUGUUGAUGCCUAUCUGGGUACUAAAGUGACCCCUUAUGUUCGAAGAAUUAAGGUGAGCAAAGGCGAUGAGGACACGAAACUAACAGUCACUGCUGAUAGAGAUGAAGAGAUAGUUGAUGUUUAUGAAGAUUUGCAAGUAAGCUGGAUUUUGGUUUGUACAGAGAUUGAAUCAUCUGGUACUAGAAGUGGUGGUGAUAAUAAUUCCUUCUCAAGACUAGAAAGGAAAGCCUUCGAGCUAAAAUUCCAUCAGAAACAUAGAGAAAAGGUGUUAAAUUCUUACUUACCUUACAUUUUGGAGAGAGCAAAGGCCAUUAAAGAAGAAAUCAAGGCUAUAAAGCUUCACACAGUUGUUUACGGGAGCUGGGACUCGAAUGCCAUUAAUCUUGAUCACCCAAUGUCCUUCAAAACCCUUGCCAUGGAUCCUGACCUUAAGAUGGAAUUGAUGGAUGACUUGAACAACUUCGUGGAGGGGAAGGAAUUCCAUAGAAGAACUGGGAAAGCUUGGAAACGAGGGUACUUGUUGUAUGGUCCUCCUGGCACUGGGAAAUCAAGCUUGAUAGCAGCCAUGGCUAAUCACCUCAGUUAUGACAUCUACGACUUGGAUCUAACAUCUGUACGGUCUAACUGUGGUUUAAGAUCAUUGUUGCUUGGCAUGUCGAACCGAUCUAUACUCGUGAUCGAGGAUAUUGAUUGCACAAUCAAUCUGCAGAACCGAGAAUCCUCGAGGGAAUCAGGGGAUAAUAGCAAAAAUCAGGUGACACUUUCAGGGCUGCUCAACUUCAUAGACGGUCUUUGGUCAUGCUGUGGUGAAGAACGUAUCAUUGUUUUCACGACCAAUCACAAAGAUAGGCUCGACCCUGCUUUGUUGAGGCCAGGUCGCAUGGACAUGCACAUUCACAUGUCAUAUUGCAACUUUUCUGGAUUCAAGCAAUUGACAUUCAACUAUCACGGGAUUUCCCAACAUCAACUCUUUGAAGAAAUUGAAGGGCUUAUAGGGGAGGUUAAAGUCACACCUGCAGAAGUUGCAGGUGAGCUCAUGAAGAACAAAGAUGCUGAAGUUUCUCUCCAAGGCCUCAUCAAGUUCCUUCAGAACAAGAAAACUCAGCCUCAUGAUAAGGCUGAAACUGAUAAGGAUGUCAAAGGAGACCAUCAGGAAGGGAAAGAGAAGAAAGAUGGUGAAGAGGAAAAAUUAAAACAAGCUGAGGGUGAUAAGGCUGAAACUAACAAGGAUGCCAAAGGAGACCAUCCAGGAGGAACAGAGAAGCAGGAUGGUGGAGAGGGAAAAGUAAACUAGCUGGUCAUGGAUGAUGACCAACAAAUAUGAGAAAUAAGUUGGAAAGACUUGAAUGGUUGUGAAAGUGCUCCCCUUCCAUUCCUCUUCCCCCUCUCACAUGUUGAAUCCUCAUCAUUUUUCGGGAAAAUAAAAGAGUUUUCUUGGUGAAGAUACAUGGAAAUGGGUGAGGGCUGAGUGCAUGUUCAAAUGGUGAGGAGACAUAGUGAGAGUAACUCUUUAUGCAGUAGUUGUUGUGAGGGAGGAAGGGUAAGUUUUGUUAAGAUAUAAAAUAAAUAAUAAAAUCUACCUCUUUCCAUUA
Molecule: messenger RNA, 2004 nt
Organism: Juglans microcarpa x Juglans regia
Lineage: Eukaryota; Viridiplantae; Streptophyta; Magnoliopsida; Fagales; Juglandaceae
Product: AAA-ATPase At3g50940-like
Exons: 2
Coding region: 186-1706 (506 amino acids)
Molecular function (GO): ATP hydrolysis activity; ATP binding
Source: RefSeq, a predicted model, not a curated record